CCCCGAGCUCCCCCCUGGCACCUUCUUCCUUCUGUUGCUCUGCCUGUCCACACCACAUCCAGCCAGCAAAGAUGAUCACCACCAUCGCCCGCUCCGGCCUCCGCCUCCGCGCUACCCCCAGCCUCACCCGCUCCGUCUCGGUCUGGGCCAACGUCAAGGCCGGCCCCCCCGACGCCAUCCUCGGCAUCACUGAGAAGUUCAAGGCCGACACUGACCCCAAGAAGAUCAACCUCGGUGUCGGUGCCUACCGUGACGGCAACGGCAAGCCCUACGUCCUCCCCUCGGUCUCCAAGGCUGAGGAGAUCCUCUUCAAGGAGAAGCUCGACAAGGAGUACCUCCCCAUCACUGGUCUCGCCUCGUUCGACAAGCUCGCUACCGAGCUUGCUUACGGUGAGGACUCGGCUCCCAUCAAGGAGAACCGCCUCGCCGUGACCCAGUCGCUCUCGGGCACCGGUGCCCUCCGCAUCGGCAUGGAGUUCAUCGCCGAGCACUACCCCAACAAGUCGAUCUACCUCCCCACUCCCACCUGGGGCAACCACAACGCUAUUGCCAAGCGUGCCGGCCUCACCGCCGAGAAGUACCGCUACUUCGACCCCGCCACUGUUGGCCUUAACUUUGAGGCCCUCAAGGAGGACAUCAAGGCCGCCCCCGAGGGCUCGGUCAUCCUCCUCCACGCCUGUGCCCACAACCCCACUGGUGUCGACCCCACCCAGGAGCAGUGGAAGGAGCUCUCGCAGAUCUUCAAGGAGAAGAAGCACUUCCCCUUCUUCGACAUGGCCUACCAGGGCUUCGCCUCGGGUGACCCCGUCCGUGACGCUUUCGCCGUCCGCUACUUUGUCGAGCAGGGCCACCAGAUCCUCCUCUGCCAGUCGUUCGCCAAGAACCUCGGUCUCUACGGCGAGCGUGUCGGCACCCUCUCGCUCGUGACGGCCUCGCCCGAGGAGAAGGCUCGCGUCGACUCGCAGAUCAAGCUCCUUGUCCGCCCCGCCUACUCGAACCCCCCCGUUCACGGUGCCCGCCUCGUCUCGACCAUCCUCUCCAAGCCCGAGCUCAAGGAGCAGUGGCUCGGCGAGGUCAAGGAGAUGGCCGACCGCAUCAUUGCCCUCCGUGAGAAGCUCUACAACAAGCUUGUCGAGCUCAAGACCCCCGGCGAGUGGGGCCACGUCAAGUCGCAGAUUGGCAUGUUCUCGUUCACCGGCCUCAAGCCCGAGCAGGUUGACCAGCUCGCCGAGAAGUACCACAUCUACCUCACCCGCGACGGCCGUAUCUCGAUGGCCGGCCUCAACGACAACAACAUUGAGUACUUUGCCGAGUCGGUCUCCAAGGUCGUCAAGGGCGAGUAA
Vanrija pseudolonga is the source of this 1343-nucleotide messenger RNA. RefSeq names its product Aspartate aminotransferase, mitochondrial (gene aatA). Gene Ontology annotation, cellular component: mitochondrion. The coding region runs from base 72 to 1343 and encodes 423 amino acids. The transcript is spliced from 6 exons. Lineage: Eukaryota; Fungi; Basidiomycota; Tremellomycetes; Trichosporonales; Trichosporonaceae. The record is from RefSeq and is a predicted model, not a curated record. Gene Ontology annotation, molecular function: L-aspartate:2-oxoglutarate transaminase activity; pyridoxal phosphate binding. Gene Ontology annotation, biological process: L-aspartate catabolic process; biosynthetic process.